AUGCUCUCACGUGUUGCUGCAGUGAAGGCACCCCGCACACACAACCGUCGCCGCGUGACUGGAUCCAGCGGAAGGAGAAGGGAAGGAAGAGAGAGUGAGCCGCAGAGGCCCAACAUGUCCCGGCGUGUGUUUGCUUCCGCGGUGCUGCUCCUCCUCGUCGUGAUGAUGUGCUGCGGCAGUGGUGCUGCGGGAGUUGAGGAGCAGCCAGCUGAUCCCCAGUUUAAAUGGAAGGGCAUCACCGGUGAUGAAAAAUUGGAGUCGUUGGGUGUUCCCGGCCUUCUAAAAGUGGGGAUUGACGUAUUUGCCGUUGCCGAGGCGCAGUGGAAGAAGGAUGAUGUCAGUUUUACUGGCGUUGCAUCCCAACUUCUCACAACAAAAACUGCUGACACACCGGAGGAAUUGUUUAGUGAUGCCUUAAAGGAGACACAAGUACUGGAGGAAGGUGCUUCCAAAGACGCAAAUAAAAGAGUAGAUGUGAGCCGACCAACAACAGUUUUGAAGGUGAAUGAUAUUUACAUGCUUGCUGGAGUCUACACUAAUAAAGUUGCCGCUUCUGGACAGAAUGCCAAGCCUGACGCGGCUCAAUUGGGACUUUUGCUGGUGAAAGGGAGCGUCAGUGUUGAUGGAAAUAAAAAAAAAAUUGACUGGAAAGAUACUGAGAGUCCCCCGCAAGGACUUUUUGGCACACAGCUCAAUUCCUGGACAAGGCUGAUUGGAAGCGGUGGAUUGGGUGUUAAGAUGGAGGACGAGACUCUUGUUUUUCCUGUGGAAGGCACGAAGAAGGCGGCGGAGGGCGCUGAAGAGGAUGUAAAGACUGUCUCACUGAUCAUAUACUCCUCGGAUAAUACGAAUUGGAAGCUGUCGAAGGGGAUGUCUGCCGAUGGCUGCAGUGAUCCCUCCGUCGUGGAGUGGGAGAAGGACAAAAAACUCAUGAUGAUGACUGCGUGUAAUGAUGGCCGCCACAGGGUGUACGAGUCCGAUGACAAGGGGGAGGAGUGGACGGAGGCACUCGGGACGCUCUCGCGCGUGUGGGGCAACAAACACAAGGGAAAUGUGAAGAGUGUUAGGAGCGGGUUCAUCACAGCGACGAUUGACGGUGUUGAAGAUAACAGAAAUGUGAUGCUCGUUACUCUGCCGGUGUAUGCCGAGAAAGGCAACGAAAAGGGAAAACUGCAUCUUUGGCUGACGGACAAUACGCACAUUGUUGAUAUUGGGCCGGUAUCCGAUGAUGAAGCUGCCACCAGCUCCCUGUUGUACAAAAGUGGUAAAAGUGGAGAUAAGAAGGAGGAGUUGAUUGCACUGUACGAGAAGAGGAAAGGCAACGAUGGGAAACCAUCACCCGGUAUGAUCUCUGUGCUUCUGACUGAGCAGCUGCAGCGGGUGAAGAAGGUGCUGACGACCUGGAAGGAGGUGGACAAAAGUGUCUCCCAGCUGUGCACCUCAUUAAUUGUUGCGAAGGAUCGCCCAACUGGCAAUGCCUGCGGCGCUGUUAAGAUCACGGAUGGGCUGGUUGGCUUUUUGUCGGGCAAUUUUUCUGAUGGUAUAUGGAAAGAGGAGUACCUCGGGGUGAACGCCACAAUAGCGGAGAAUGAUGGGGCGGAGCAAGUGGAUAGUGGCGUGAAGUUCACUGGGCGUGGCGCAGGGGCGCAGUGGCCCGUUGGCAGGCAGGGGGAGAAUCAGCUGUACCACUUUGCGAACUACAAGUUCACUCUUGUGGCGACGGUGUCCAUCCACAACGUGCCGGAGGGAAACACCCCUAUUCCAUUGAUGGGUGUGCGUGCGGGCAGUAACGGAGAAAACAAACUUAUGGAGUUCUCGUACAGCAGCGAAAAGAAGUGGCAGGUGCUGUGCAGUGACGAUAACCCUAAGGAGCUCGGCAGCAUUGGGGAGACAGAUACAACUCAACACGUGGUAAUUUUGUUGAGGAACGGCAACCAGGGCACCGCGUACGUCGAUGGUCAGCGAGUGGGGAAUGCACAAUGUGAAUUGGGAAAUGGUGAGUCCAAUGAUAUCUCCCGCUUCUACAUUGGAGGGGAUGGAGGCAGCGCAGAGAACAAGGAAAACCGAGAAGGCGUGUCUGUGACGGUGACGAACGUUCUUCUGUACAACCGCCCGUUGGAUGACAAUGAGAUCCGCGUCCUUAACCCGAAUAAAGCCAAUAUUCAAGUUCAGGUGGAAAGGCCUGUUGAAGGAGACGCGAUUCAAUCUUCUCCUGAUGGAGGAAAGGAGGAACAGGGACAGUCGUUGGAGAGCAGUCGUGCGGACGGUGUAUCCGCAUCAACGGUGUCCAGUGCCAAGACUUCCUCAGGAGGAGAGGGGUCUGCAACCCAGUUGGUGACAGAAGAACCUUCCGAUGGAAGUAAAAAUGUGGGUGGCGCUUCCUCGCCUGGCAGUGAGGCAGCGGUGGAGACAGGAGACCGAAGUACGGUGCAGGGAGAUGGAUCAUCAGAAACUCUUGUGGGUACUCCCGCCACAGCAGAUGCAUAUGACCCUAACGCUGAAGCCAUGGGGCACGAUGGAACCGCAGUGAAUCCUGGGGCGAGCGCGAGCUCAGGUGCGGAUGGGGAGACGGCGGAAGGAACGGAUGGGCAGGAGAAGGAGGAGAUCCAUGCACAGAACGGGGAGGUAAAGGCUGCGGCCCUCAGCAGCAGUCUUGGGAAUGUGUCGCAGGGGAAUAACACCGAUGCCUGCAGUGUGUGCGGGAGCGGACUGCUGCCACUUCUGCUUCUGCUGUUGGGACUGUGGGGGCUUGCGGCUCUGUGA
This is a messenger RNA of Trypanosoma cruzi, 2763 nucleotides long. RefSeq names its product trans-sialidase, putative. The transcript has a single exon. Gene Ontology annotation, molecular function: exo-alpha-sialidase activity. The record is from RefSeq and is a predicted model, not a curated record. NCBI's taxonomy places the organism in Eukaryota, Euglenozoa, Kinetoplastea, Trypanosomatida, Trypanosomatidae. The coding region runs from base 1 to 2763 and encodes 920 amino acids.